Molecule: messenger RNA, 2895 nt
Organism: Ambispora gerdemannii
Lineage: Eukaryota; Fungi; Glomeromycota; Glomeromycetes; Archaeosporales; Ambisporaceae
Source: the annotation of a GenBank genome assembly
AUGACGAUGCGAAAUUCUCGAAACCAUUUCAUAAUAUCAUUUAUUACUUUACUAUUAUUACUUGUGCUUCAUGUACAAGGAUUAUAUGAAAAUCAGGCAGGAAUUAAUGACUGGCAUAAUAAAUUUGUCGGUACUCCCAAAAUUUCUUUAUUUCGAGGGUCUUCUAUUUUAGUAGCCACAGAUCGUAAUGUGCUUGCUUCUUUGAAUGCACGCAAUGGGAGUGUUGAUGCAGUGUCAAUAUCGAAUAAAGAUGGAUAUAAUAUUAUUCGUUAUUGGGCCGUGGAAUCAGGAUUCUUAUUAUGGGAACAUAAAGUGGCCGAGAAGACGGGAAACAGCAAUGAUAAUAGCAAUGAUCUGUGGCCUACAAUAGAUAUUUUAUUUGCAGUCGACAAUUCUGCGAUUUUUGUUCUUUUAGACGGUUCUGUUGUUUUGAAACUAACGACCAAUGAUGGCCAGCAACUUUGGAAAAAAACAAUCAAUGAAAACAGUUCAAAAACCACCACAUUUACUCGAAUAGUGCAAUAUGGUGCGGCACUUCAAGCGGUGGGGCUCAAAACAACCAACAACAAAUCAUACGCUAUCGAAGUUAUCACAUUAGACGCGACCAUCGGCGACGUUUUGAAGACGAUCAUUCUAUCUUCAAAAAUUGAAGGUGCCAAAGAUGUGAUUGUUAUUGGCGGAGAAACAAAUAGUGGAUAUGUUGUUUGGAAGGAGGAACCAAACAUGCGUGUUAAUCGAUUAGGAACAAAAGAUAUUGAUGGAGCUCCAUUGAAACCGCUUUACGGAGAUGUUAUUAAUUCUUUUGCUAAUGCUAAUGGUCCUCUUGAAAUAAUAAAUCUUAAUCUGGGUCCACGAACAGAGUUUUUGUGUCAGGUACCAACAAAGAUUGGUGCCGCCGCCGCCGUUUUCAAAAUUGAUCCUGAGGGAGAUCGAUUAGCUGUUCUUUAUGAAUUUGAAGACAGGCCCGGUAAAUCCGUAUAUUCGGCAACUAUCGAUAAAAAUAAUCGGCUUAUCGUGUCACGAAGUUCGACAUCAUCUAACGACAGCAUUAAAGUUGAAAUUAUUGCUCCUGCAUCCAGAAGCGUUCUAGCAAUUCAUGAUGUUCCUCAUUUAUACUUCGAAUCCGGGACUAUUCAAAAGUCUAUUUUAAACGUCAUCAAUCGUCAAAAAGAAAUAAUAACUUAUCGAAUAUUAAGUUUGUCGUCUGAUGGAUCCUUGUAUUGUUGGAAAGAUGGAACAGUUUCGUGGAAACGCGAGGAAUCACUUGCGCAUGCAAUUCAAGCAGAAUUUCUUGAUCUGCCUGAACGGAAAUUAUGGUCUCAGGAAAUCGAUGAACUUGCUGAACAAACAGAAGAUGCUGAAACAAUAACACCAUUUCAUCGUUACAUCCGACGUCUCAUCACUCAUUUGUAUCGACUUCAAGAUCUAUCUUUAUACAUCGUCACAUAUAUAAAUCACCUUUUUACGGGAGAUUAUUCUUCACCUUCACUCUCAUCUUCCCCUGAUAACAAUAAACAAGGUCUUUAUCGCGACACGUUUGGUUUCCGGAAAUUAUUAAUCUUUGUGACACCCAAAAAGUUGGUAGCAUUGAAUACGGCAAACAAAGGAGAAGUGGCGUGGUCUCGAUAUUUUGGUGAUUAUGAUCUCACUCAAAUUUUUAUUGUUCGUACCGCGAUGAUAAAGUAUCCUCCUGUACUUGUUGCCAUUGGAAUAGAAAGCAAGUUAGAUAUUACACCAUUCACUCACCUCUUUCGCAUAAAUGCUAUAACCGGAAAGGAUUUUGUUCCCGGUAGUAAUAAUGAUGACUUGCCGUCCAGUCUCUCACUUUCCUUUAUUCAUAAAGAGGUUUAUAAACUGCCAAUUGAAGAACCGGAAGAGCGAACUCAUGUACUUGCACUUGUUGAUAAAGAAUUGAAGGUUUAUCUAUAUCCAGAAACUCUGGGAUCUCUUAAAGUGUUUAAAGAUUUCGCAUUAUCAUCGUCAUUUUAUUUCACUCUUAUCGAUCCUGUUGGUGGGAACCAUUUGGCUGGAUAUCGUGUUAAAUUAUCACGAAGCAAUUAUACUUCACCUUUUGAGAGUGAUCUUUUAUGGGCUAUCAAUUUCCCUGAAAAUGAAUCCAUUGCUGCAAUAGCCAAACGAAAUCUUCAUGAAAACGUUGCUUCACUUGGUCGAGUUUUGGGUGAUCGCUCAGUCCUCUACAAAUAUCUCAAUCCACAUCUUGUCGCAAUAGCAACAUUUACAAAUACUAAAGUUACGACAUCCUCGCUAAAUUUAUAUUUAAUCGAUGUUGUGAAAGGCACGAUUUUGUAUCAUAGUGUACACGAAAAUGUUGGAUCAUCUUACCCGGUUCAUAUUCUACAAAUUGAGAAUUAUAUUUUGUAUUAUUUCUGGAGUGAAGGUGAAGAGGGAAGAGCUUCUACGGAAAAAGGAUUUAUAACUGUUGUUUUUGAUUUGUAUGAAAGUGCGAAUAAAGAUGAAAGGGUAGACAGCCCAGCAUUCUCUUCAUUUGCACACGAACGUCCCCAUGUCAGCGCCCAAGCAUUCAUUUUCCCAUACGCCGUGAAAGCAUUGGGCCGUUUCCUUGAUCCACGGAGACCACUAGGACCACUCACUAAUGAAGAUAAAGAAGAAAUGCUUAUUCCAUAUGAGCCUGCGUUACCAGACAGCAAACAGCUUAUUUCGAGUUAUAACCUAACGGUGAAAUCCACAUCACUAGUGCUAGCUUAUGGACUCGACAUAUUUUUCACACGUGUAGCUCCUUCGAAAACUUUUGACGUGUUGAAUGAAGAUUUUAGCAAGAGUACUCUGUUGGUCACCAUUUUUGGAUUAGUAUUGGGAAUUAUUAUUACGCGUCCUAUGGUUCGUCGGAAGAACGUCAAUGCUAGAUGGUAUUAG